Molecule: messenger RNA, 456 nt
Organism: Zymoseptoria tritici IPO323
Lineage: Eukaryota; Fungi; Ascomycota; Dothideomycetes; Mycosphaerellales; Mycosphaerellaceae
Exons: 2
Coding region: 1-456 (151 amino acids)
Source: RefSeq, a predicted model, not a curated record
AUGCAGCAGGCGUUCAAAGGACUUGGCCACGCUCUGUGCGGAAUCCUUGCGCGCACUGGGCAGGUCCUAAUGAGAGUGGUGGAAUCGGCCAUGGCAUCCAAGAACAUCCACAAGAUCGAAGCGCAAGGCCGCAGAAGUGCUCGAGGUGGGACAUCUACAGAAGGAGAAGGAGACGGAGAAGAUGAAUGCUCUACGCAAGACAACGAUGAACUUCAAGGAUAUUCGCAGAUUGAAGCACAAGGCUGCAGAAGUGUUCGAGGAGGAGAUCGAGAAGCGCCGUCGAGGAGAAGGCCACAAAGCGCUAUCGUGGAGAACGCCAAUGAGGAGGACGAGGAAGUCGACGUCGUCAUUGUUUCCCCAGGACUGGAGAAUGUCAUGCGAGCCGGUCUCAAUCACCACAUCAUCUCCGUCUUCGGCACGGGAAAGAGCACAUUGCUGAACUGCCAGCCGGCUUGA